Messenger RNA from Strongylus vulgaris, 836 nucleotides. The record is from the annotation of a GenBank genome assembly. Lineage: Eukaryota; Metazoa; Nematoda; Chromadorea; Rhabditida; Strongylidae.
AUGGACUUGACCGCAUCUGGACCACCAAUCUCCGAUGAUGAGACAGAUCUGGAGACCAGGGACAGAAAAUACAUAAUUUAUGCGAAGCGAAUAUUGCCCCAUGUUGGACUGGUUUGCUUACUGUUUGCCUACCUCCUCAUCGGUGCCACGAUUUUCCACGCUAUUGAAGGUCCGAAUGAACUCGUGCAGCGGGAUUACGAGCUUCGAACAAUCUUUGGUUUAAGGGACGACUUUCAGGAUCACAUCUGGAAUAUAACCCAGGAUGUUGACAAUAGGAUCUCUCGAGAAGCAUUUAACUCGAUAAACCAAGAGUAUUUCGAGCAAUUAGUUAAAAACAUAUUUGUAUCAUAUAGAAACCAAUUUAUCAAUGAAAAUCACCUACUGAACAAAACCCGAGGCGGAGGAUUGUUGUGGACUUAUCCCAAUAACCCUUUCAAAAAAGUAUCGCUUCCUGACCAUUUGAAUGAAUUUCCAGGUUAUGGCAACCUAGUCCCCACUACCACAUCAGGAAGAGUGGCGUGUAUCAUUUUCGCCUUGUUUGGGAUCCCUUUAUUACUGGUAACAAUUGCCGACAUUGGAAAAUUUUUGUCAGAGUUCCUUAGCUUCCUGUACAAGUCCUACCGAGCUUUCAAGCGAAAAGUGAGUAGUUUGAAGAACAUUUUCGGAUUGUUUUUUUUCUUUCGUUCAUGUAUGUGUUUACCUACGUAUUACCUACAGGAAGCACUCGCCACCAUAACCCUUAAUUUUUCUAAUAAAGUUAUUGGCUUAACAGUUGAUAUUUCAGUUGAUCGCGAAUCGGAGAAACAGCUUAUCCGAUGUGGUGAGGCGUGUUGAGC